AGCUGCACCCCUCUUCUUCUUGGCACACAAACAUGGAGUAAAUACGGAGGCACACUCAUUAUAUUUGUAUGUCCACUGCUUCAAAAGAAACCAAAAUACAGAUUUACAUUGAGAUGACUCCCGUUGACUUUUAAGAUGAAUUGUGGCCACGCAUCACCAGAAGUGCUGAGGGGAAAAACGAUGAAAGGAGCACCCUCGGGCAAAGUUGUCCUUUGAGCCUCUGAGAAGUCGACCCUUUGGCUUUUUCCCCCUCUGGAGUUUGCCUCACGGACAGCAUGCAGGAGAACCGUGUCUCUCGUUGGUAUUUUGGUGGGGUCUCGUCCAGUGCAGCAGCCUGUGUAACCCAUCCACUGGAUUUGAUAAAGGUCCACUUGCAAACACAGCAGGAAGUGAGGAUGAGGAUGAUUGGGAUGACUCUUAACGUAGUGAGAAGAGAGGGUUUUCUGGCUCUCUACAGCGGGCUCACUGCUUCCCUCUGCCGGCAGAUGACAUAUUCUUUGUCACGAUUUGCCAUUUACGAGACCGUCAGGGAUAAGAUGAAGAGAAAAAAUAAAGGUCCUAUGCCUUUCCACCAGAAAGUCCUCCUGGGUGCCUUUGGAGGUUUUACAGGUGGUUUCAUUGGGACCCCAACUGACCUGGUGAAUGUAAGAAUGCAGAAUGACGUCAAGAUGGCAGCAGAGUUCAGAAGAAAUACCCACGAACUUCUGACCACAACUCUCGCCUGCUACGACCAGUCCAAAGAGUUGGUUCUGGCUACUGGUUACUUGACUGACAACAUCUUCACUCACUUCCUGGCGAGUGUGUUUGCAGGUGGCUCUGCUACAAUCCUCUGUCAACCACUGGAUGUUGUUAAAACAAGAUUAAUGAAUUCAGAAGUUCAGUAUGUGAGUGUGUCUCACUGCUUAACAGAAACAGCAAAGCUGGGGCCGAAUGCGUUCUACAAGGGUCUUGUUCCUGCAGCUAUCCGCCUCAUCCCUCACACAGUCUUAACCUUCAUAUUCCUCGAGCAGCUGAAGCAGCAUUUUGGUGAGAUGGUCAUUACCUGAGGGUGCCAUAAGAAAGUUAUCCUACGGCCACGGCUAUUCCUUCAGGAUUUUAAUGGCUCUCCAUGCUGCACAGGUUGAUCUCGACAAACUGAGCUGGGGUCGAGCGGAACCCUCAAAAGUCCGAGACGGAAAGAAAAUCUUCAUGCUACGUUGUGUAAUAACUUGUGUAAUAACAUCCAAAGCUCCAGACAAAAACGUGGUGACGAAACGUAGUGUUUCUUAAAAACGGAGAUGGUUUAAAUUAUUUACAUUCACCACUGUGCUACUUCACUUGUCAUGAACUGUGCAACUAUAAAUAUCACCUAAGGUUAUAUAAGGCUAAUAAAGUAAUAAAUGGAUUUCCAUUAAAUUCAAAA
Neolamprologus brichardi is the source of this 1402-nucleotide messenger RNA. Lineage: Eukaryota; Metazoa; Chordata; Actinopteri; Cichliformes; Cichlidae. The record is from RefSeq and is a predicted model, not a curated record.